Molecule: messenger RNA, 711 nt
Organism: Triticum aestivum (bread wheat)
Lineage: Eukaryota; Viridiplantae; Streptophyta; Magnoliopsida; Poales; Poaceae
Product: transcription factor IBH1-like 1
Exons: 1
Coding region: 55-537 (160 amino acids)
Biological process (GO): regulation of DNA-templated transcription
Molecular function (GO): protein dimerization activity
Source: RefSeq, a predicted model, not a curated record
CUUAUCACAGCAAGUACAUCCUGUCUCUACUCUAGCAAAAGAACAGAAACAACCAUGCAAGGUCCUAGCACCAGCACCAAGUCCUUCAAGGAGGCCUUCCUGAAGAACCUCCUCCUCCGCCUCCAGCUACAGGCACGCCCGAACACGUCCUUCGGCGGCACCACUAGCCUCCACGAGAGGAAGCGCGCCGUCAAGUCCUCCAUGGACGUCGCUAUGGCGACUGCGCAUGGCGGCGGAGCGAGGUGGCCCAAGGCCAUCUUGGAUCCGGCGUCCAGAGCGUGCAAGGUACAGAGGUGCCGGAGGAUCAUGAGGAGGUGCCGCGGCUGCAAGAGGAGCAACGUCGUGGGGAGGCUGGUGAGGAGGAGGAUGACGGCUCUGAGGGAGGUGAUACCAGGAGGCCGGGACUCCGCAGUCGACGAGGUCACCCUGCUCUGCGAGGCGAUGGACUAUGCCGUUCACCUGCGUGCUCAGGUCGACGUGCUCCGCCGGCCCUCCGAAGCCAUGUUCGAUGGCUCGGCCGGUUCGUCAAAACUUUAGUUGCUCAAUUCCAUUUACGGAAAGUAGUGGCUACUCUGGGGUGUAGUACACCCGAGUUAGCAAAAGAUUGAAAAAAUGUGAUCAAACAUUGUCUAAAAAAUCUGAAAUUUUGGGACAGGAAACAUUAUCACGCGGCUGAGGUUCUUGCAAAAUUUCAUCUAAAAAUAACAUCUG